This is a messenger RNA of Bombus impatiens (common eastern bumble bee), 1260 nucleotides long. RefSeq lists its product as uncharacterized. NCBI's taxonomy places the organism in Eukaryota, Metazoa, Arthropoda, Insecta, Hymenoptera, Apidae. Gene Ontology annotation, molecular function: chitin binding. Gene Ontology annotation, cellular component: extracellular region. The record is from RefSeq and is a predicted model, not a curated record. Bases 242 to 808 code for a protein of 188 amino acids. The transcript has 4 exons.
AGAUGGAAAGUCAAAAUAGAACAGCACAGUGGAUUUGUGAAAGUGUACAUAAAACGGCAUUUCGUAUAGCAAUUAAACGCUAUGUGUACAUGUAAAAUCAGAAUAGUCCUUGCUCGAGUUAUGUGCUGCAGGACUUUCUCUCUCUACCUGUGACAUAAUCUUUUGAGCAGUUGGAGAGUCGGAACUGAACCGCACAUUGAAAACUGGAGUAGUUUCGUUUAUUAUUACGUACAGUACAGACAUGUCAAGAAUCUGUUGCAACUUUACUACACUGCUGUUGGCCAUUCUUUUGGUAACAACGUACACCACUUCUCUACAGCAUCGGAUAGUGGUUGAAGAUCUCGAUUACAAUCAUUAUAAUGAACACCAAAAUUUCCAACCAACGGUAAAGUUUGACAGACCAAUUGUCGUGAAGGCUUUUGAAAAGCCAAAGAACCAACAAGAUUUUAGCAAAAUUCCUGGUAUUCCGGGCGUAGACUUUCCUUUGUACCAUACCGUACCUCAGACAAGUUUUUCCUGCGCACACGUUCCAUUCGUACCAGGAAUGUACGCGAACGUGGAAACCGGUUGUCAGGCAUAUCACAUUUGUCACGAUGGUCGCGAAGGUCAUCAAGGUGCAUCUUUCCUCUGUACUAAUGGAACUCUUUUCAAUCAACGGGAGUUUGCUUGUGAUUGGUGGUAUAACGUGAAUUGUGCUGAUGCGCCAGCUUUGUAUAGAUUAAAUUUAGACCCUUUGAAGAACCCUUAUAUACCGGAAGAAAGAAAGGAGAUAAUUCGGAAGCAGAAUAUGAGAAUCGUCGUGUAUUAAAAUUUCUAAUCUAUAUUCUAAAUAUAAUUUAAAGCGUGCCAGUUGUACAAAGAAUUACUAAAUCUCUGCUGCAUGAUUUACAGCUUUCAGUAGAAAAAUGUUUCUCAUAAAUGUAAUUAGUAUGGCUAUGCAACGUUUUCUUGUAUUUUACUAUACAGAUUUUUCUAAUGCAAACGAGAAAACGGUGAAGUACGAGACAUCUUCCAAAAUUUGUCACGAAUAAUUAUCGCUUUAGGUCCUUUACGAGUAAUUAUCGGUUUAGUGUUCUUUGUUACACCAUACAUACGUUUCCAAGAUUUUUAGUAGACUGUAAAUUAUUUUCCUAUAAUUAUGUGAAACGCGUAAAAUUUUUUAAAAGAUACACUUUCCUAUCUUUAAUAUUACAAUUGUUUUUAUUUCACUCUCGGUUAACGUUUCGCCACAUUCGAUAUUAAAGUUUUCGAAAAAUAAUA